AUGCCGAAGGUGAAAACGAACCGGGUCAAUUAUCCAGAUGGUUGGGAGCUGAUCGAGCCCACGCUCCGCGAGCUGCAGGCCAAAAUGAGGGAGGCCGAGAACGACCCACACGACAACAAGAGAAAAUGCGAGGCCCUUUGGCCGAUUUUCAAGAUCGCGCACCAGAGGAGCCGUUACGUUUUCGAUCUCUACCACCGGAGGAAGGAGAUCUCGAAGGAACUGUACGAGUUCUGCCUGGAUCAGGGGUACGCCGACCGCAACCUGAUCGCGAAGUGGAAAAAGCCCGGCUACGAGAGGCUCUGCUGCCUGAGGUGUAUGCAGCCUAGGGACCACAACUUUCAGACCACUUGCGUCUGUCGAGUCCCGAAGCAUUUGCGCGAGGAGAAGGUCGUGGAGUGCGUUCAUUGCGGCUGUGGGGGCUGCGCGAGUGGAGAUUGA
This is a messenger RNA of Striga hermonthica, 438 nucleotides long. The record is from the annotation of a GenBank genome assembly. Lineage: Eukaryota; Viridiplantae; Streptophyta; Magnoliopsida; Lamiales; Orobanchaceae.